Verticillium nonalfalfae is the source of this 1752-nucleotide messenger RNA. RefSeq names its product DNA-binding transcription factor yap1 (gene YAP1). The record is from RefSeq and is a predicted model, not a curated record. Gene Ontology annotation, cellular component: RNA polymerase II transcription regulator complex. The transcript has 3 exons. Gene Ontology annotation, molecular function: transcription cis-regulatory region binding; DNA-binding transcription activator activity, RNA polymerase II-specific. Bases 1 to 1752 code for a protein of 583 amino acids. Lineage: Eukaryota; Fungi; Ascomycota; Sordariomycetes; Glomerellales; Plectosphaerellaceae.
AUGGCUUCGACCAACACCCAAGCGGGGUCAAACAACCUCUUCCUGACUCCGCAACAACAGAGCCUUCUUUUCGCCGCUCUCAACUCCAACAAGCAAGCAUCUUAUUCCUCGCCUGUUGCCAAACAUGUGUCCGAGUCACCCUCCUCUCUCCAAACAUCUCCCGCCCAAGGUGCCGGAACCAAACGUUCUACUGAUACUCCCUACCUCGACAAUUACGACUAUGACUUUGGCGACUCGAGCUUUGACUUUGAAUUCGCGGACACCAGCCAGGCUUCCAUGAUUGGCGACUUGCCUAACCUGGCCAAGACAGGCGUCAAUGAGGGCGAGUCUUCAGACAAGCGUGCUCACCCUGACGAUGACGACGACGACGAAGAAUCCCUUGGCAAUGACGCCAAGAGACGUGAGAGCACGGAGAAGGUUGCGAAGAAGCCCGGGCGUAAGCCCCUGACUUCAGAGCCCAGUUCGAAGAGAAAGGCUCAAAACCGAGCUGCCCAGCGAGCCUUCCGCGAGCGCAAGGAGAAGCAUCUCAAAGACCUCGAGGACAAGGUUGAUGAGCUUCAGAAAGCGUCCGAGGCAGCCAACAACGAGAACUCUGUGCUUCGCUCACAAGUCGACAAGAUGACGUCUGAGUUGGCCGAGUACAAGAAUCGCUUCGCCGCCAUGAACAGCCGAUCUGUCUCACAGAGCAAGACGACAGGUCUUGGUUUCGGCGCGUCUGCCCUCGGCAAUUUGAAUGACGUGAACUUCCAAUUUGAAUUCCCCAAGUUCGGCGUCUUGCCCGGACCACCAGUUGCUACCAAGGCCUCCCCGCAAAACUCAACUGCAUCGGUUUCGCCUCACCAGUCUUCGGCCCGCAAGCCUAUGAGCCCGCCUCAAUCAAAGUCGAGCAGCGAAAGUCCUCUCGGCGUUGGUUCCGAUCUCAACGCACUGCCCAAGGAUGACAUUUCCAGCUUUUCGUCUUUCUUCAACCCUGCCAUCACACGCGGCUCUAUGUCGACAUCGCGCGCUAGCGUUGAUUCCAACCCAUACAGCUUCAACAAUGGCACCGCUACCAGCUCUCCAUCGUCAUCAACGCAGUCGAACGCUGGCCCCAGUUCGUCAUGCGGGACAUCUCCUGAGCCGUUCACUCAGUCGCCCAUGGGCUUCAAACCUGUUGAAACCAUGACGACAAUUGGCGAGGAGCAGACAGCAUUGACCACAGGUCAAAACAGCAAUAGCAGCAACAGCAACCUGGGCCACUUUGCAAGUGUCGACAACAGCAGCUUUGACUGGCUUGCUCAGCAAAACGGUGGUCAAUUCGACCCCCAACUUUUCGGUGAUUACCGCGAGACACAGACUACUGUGCUUCCUACGGCAACGUUUGACGACAGUUUCUUUAAUGAUGCUCUCGACACGGAUUUCUUCAUGCCAUAUAACAUGGCCCCCAGCCCGGCUGUUCCGAAGAAGAGCAACAACUUGAUCGAUCAGAUUGACGCGGCGAACAAUGCCGACGAUGAGCUGGCCAAGCCUGAUCAGAUUGAAACAAACUACGGUUGCACCAAGGUUUGGGAACGACUACAAAACUGUCCCAAGGUGCAGAACGGCGAGUUUGACCUCGAUGAUCUUUGUUCCGAGUUGCAGAAGAAGGCCAAGUGCUCCGGUCAAGGCCCCGUCGUCUCGGAAACAGACUUCCAAAAAGUGGUUCAGAAAUGGAUGGGCAAGGACGCGGCAUGUGUCGGCCCCCCUGCGCCCGUCAACGCCAGCCAGCAUUGA